Messenger RNA from Sinocyclocheilus grahami, 504 nucleotides. Its product is annotated as androgen-induced gene 1 protein-like. The record is from RefSeq and is a predicted model, not a curated record. NCBI's taxonomy places the organism in Eukaryota, Metazoa, Chordata, Actinopteri, Cypriniformes, Cyprinidae. Gene Ontology annotation, cellular component: membrane; endomembrane system. Bases 34 to 504 code for a protein of 156 amino acids. The transcript has 3 exons.
UUCCUGAGACGGAAAUACGACGGGGGAAGGAAUAUGGCGCUCAUCCCAUCACAGAUCCUCAGAGUAGCGAUACUCCUCUCUUAUUUUUCCAUCCUCUGCAAUUACAAAGCCAUAGACAUGCCCGCGCAUCAAACAUACGGUGGUAGCUGGAAGUUUCUUACGUUCAUAGAUUUGGUCAUUCAGGCGGUGUUCUUUGGAGUGUGUGUCCUGACUGACCUCUCAAGCCUUUUGACAAAAGGCAGUGCCAGUAUGGAGCAAGAGAGACAGUUGAGGAAGCUGAUUAGCUUACGAGACUGGAUGAUGGCUGUUCUGGCCUUUCCUGUUGGUGCGUUUGUGGUGACUAUGUUCUGGACGCUUUACGUGUAUGACAGAGAUUUGGUAUAUCCAAGACUCCUGGACAACUUUAUACCUCAGUGGCUAAACCAUGGCAUGGUGAGUGGAAAAUUGCUUUCUUUUCUUUCUAGACUAGACUGUAAAAUAUGUUUGCCAGUUUCAAAUCACUGA